Messenger RNA from Nelumbo nucifera (sacred lotus), 1385 nucleotides. RefSeq names its product RPA-interacting protein A. Gene Ontology annotation, biological process: protein import into nucleus. Gene Ontology annotation, cellular component: nucleus. The record is from RefSeq and is a predicted model, not a curated record. Lineage: Eukaryota; Viridiplantae; Streptophyta; Magnoliopsida; Proteales; Nelumbonaceae.
AAUAGACAAACGAGUUCUUUGCUGCUUGCGAUUUCAACUCUUUUUAUGUGUUUUAGUAAACCUCAAAAUCAAAUCAAAUCUCGACGAGAAAACCCUCAAUCAAAUAUCAAUCGAGGAUGAAAAUUCCCUUAAAUAUUAAUGAUGUCUUCUUCAUCACCCAUCAUUAGUUCACCGUAUAAAGGCAAACCGGGAAGAGAAAGAUGGAACUGCCUUCGUUAUUUUGUUGGCGGGAAACCAGAACGACACAAUUCUUACAAAGUAACAGUUCAUGUUGGAACUUGGAACUCGAACCAUCACACGGGAAGACAAACUAGGAGUACCCAUUAGUCUGUUUUUUGUAUUUGUUGGUUUAUUAUAGAAAACCUCAAACCGGAUUCAACAAUCAGAAAACGAGUAAUUUCAGAGCUUGAUAACGGAAACCAAUGGAGGAGCGUCGACCCAGAAGACUAUCUUUGAAAUCCCAUCGUCCCAAUUGGAAAACAAAGCUUCUAGAGAAUUGUAUCAAAAGGGUCGAAAAGGAUAGAAUUCGCCUGCUUUGGAAAAUGAGAUCAACUGUAGACCCAUCCCUGAAUCAGAAGGAGAUUAUGGAAUCUGCUUUCCGGGACAUAGUUUCUGAUGAACUUAAAAGGUUCAAGGACUCUCCCAUGAACAAUGGCAGAUCAGAGAUCACACCUUCCAACUUUGAAGACAAUGAUACUUUAUGGGAAUAUGAUCCCAUGGUUUGUCAAUCAACUGAAGGUGAAUGUGAAGAGAUAAUGCUAGAACUGCAAAGGAUAUUUUAUGAAGAUGCCAGAAUGGAAUCAAGUAAAAGAGACCCAGAAAGUCAUGACAGAAUUUAUGAAGAUGAAGAAGAUGAUUACUUAGCACAUGCAGUUUUUGAGCAUAUGCAAUUGAACAAAGAGCAGGUUGACAAGGAGAUUUGGUGUCCCAUCUGUAAGAAAGGCGAGUUGCAAGAGAACCAUCAAAUUAUUUAUUGCACUCUUUGUGAUCUCCAACUCAACAGAGGUGAUGAGGUUAAUUUGGAAAUUUUGGGCGUCCGUCUAGGGGAAGCUCAUGAAGAACAUCUCGAGAGAGGAUGCAAAUUGACACCCAAGUUCUGCAUUGAGACUAAAUUCAAUCUAACUGCAUUGUACAUUCAAUGUCAGGCUUGCAAGACGUUUGAGAUUAUAUUGUAGCUUCAUUUGCUUGUAUAUAUAGUUAAGAGCAUUUAACUUCAAGCUUGGAUGACAUCUCACAUGUGACUUCUUCCAGUUUUACUUUUAUCCUUUUUCCGGCAUUCAAUUAAGUUUCUAGAGUUUGUUUCGGUCUGUAAUUCAAUAUAAUUUUGCUGAAACCCUAUAACAUUCACUUAAUAAUCAGGUAGAUUGUAUCAUUUUAAUUCUCAA